CACUUCCCCUCAAGACAACAUGUUCAGCUUAUAAUGGUAAUACUAUUACGGGCUGUGAUGCUACCAACGCAAUCUCAUUGUCCCUUGGCAGCAGCAUCGGCAAUCUUUUGGGCCUUCUUCGCCUUCUCCUCCAACAGCUUGCGCAAGUCCUCCUGUGUCUCCUCCAACAGCUUUUGACCCUCGUCUGAAUGCUUCUUAUACACCUCGGACAAGACACCAAUGUUGUCCUUGACCUUCUGUGUUACGCCCUCGGAUGACGAACCAAGGAACUGGCUCAGCACACCGAAACCAGUGCUUCCUCCCACAAUAGAACUGGUCCAGCUCUUGCCCGUGUCCCCGGACUCCUUGGCCUUGUUGACGGCCUGCUUCACAUAGUCUUCCAGCUUGCUCGAGUCACCGCUCUCGGACAUGCUCUUGAUUUUGGAAAACAGCUCCGAGGCAUUUCCUUGCUUGAGGAUGUCCUUGUUAUUGUUGAUCAGGUCUCUGACCGCAGGGCUCUUGUCAAGAUAAGGCUUGGCAGUUUCCAAGCCCUUGUCCCAGACCUGGUCACCCAUCUUGCGCACCUGCUGUGUCUUCUCCUCGACCAACUUCCGCACCUUGUCGGCAUUCUCGGUGGUGAAGCCACCCUUGAUGAUGUCGUUCACUUGCUUCCAUGUGUCGUCCACGAUUUUCUUGGCCUCUGGUCCGUACUGAGAGCCCAUCUGCUUCAGGGUGUCGAAAGAGCCGCCAAACUUCUCCUUGAGCUGAGGGUGGUUAUCGAGCAGUUGCUCCGAAGCAUUCGCGCUGAGGUUGGCAAUUCUCUGGCUCAGCUUUUGCAGGGCCUCCCAGCUGCGGGAAGCGGCCUCGAGAGUCAGGCCGGCAGCCGUGAUGUUCUGAAACUCCUUGUAUGUCUCGGCGACGAGCUUGUCAACCUCUUCCUUGUUCGCGUCCCGAAUGUCUUCAAUAUCCUUGAAGGCAACAUCGACAUACUGACGGCCUCCUGGUACCCAGCCAGCAUAGGAGUAGCAGACCUCCUUGACCUUGCCAAGAGCCUCAUCGGUGGAGGGAGUCUUGUUCUUGAGGGUGGCGGCGAGCUGUUCAUACUUCUUGUUGGUCUCCUUGACGGUUGCGUUCAUCGUCUUCAUCAUCUUGCCCGAUGGGGUCAUGGUGUAAAUUCCAUAGAGGAGGGCAGCGCCGGCGAUACCGCCAGCAACGCCGGAAGCGAAGUGACCUGUCCCGCUGGGGGCGGCAUUGGCUGCGGCUUGUGUGGUGGAAGAAGCUGUGGACUGGAAACGACGAGGGGUGGAUUUGGUGGUGCGAGCCACGCGAGUCGCGCGGGGUACGAUGCGGGCGGGAAGUCUGGACGACAUGGCGGUGUUCUUUGCUCGUUUGCGAAUUCAGGGGAUGUGUUGUGUACUGGUAGUAUAAGGAUGGAUGACAAGAGCCAAAUUGCUUUACUGUCGGUGACGGAUGGAAAGUUGUGGUGUUGAUAUUUGGUGAGAGCCGAUGUUGCUUUGGUACGGUUGAGAGUCCAGAGAAAGCACAAGGAAACUUUUAAAAGGAGAAACAGAGCCGGCAGACACCUGAUUCUGUACCGCCUGCAACCGGCGCGAACUCAGAUCAUGACGUUCUCAGCGGAAAGGCGUCGACGCGGCGGCAUUGCCUGCCCUGAUUGGCUGGCAAACUCCUUGGUCUCAAUUGGAGCCAUGACAUCACCACCCCCAUGAUGUCAUUGCGCUGGCUGAAGAUGGCCCAGGGUUAGGGUCUCUGGACUUGGCUCCGGAUUAUCGAUAAGAUCGAUAAGAUAACGAUAACCUCACGUUGUUCAUGAAUUCCGGCCUCACACACCGAACCUCUCACCGAGACUCCCGUUUCGUGAAUCCCCACAUCGCCGGGUGGAUGUUGGGGAAUGCCACCUUCUCCAACUUUUAGCGCAGCUUCCCCGGCUGGGGGGCUCCGGGGUCUCCGCCUUUUGCCCAGAAAGCCAAGGUUGCAAUGAGGGGAUCGUGAGCUGACCCCCGGCCCUGAAUAACAAAAGUUUACGAAUCCCAUGGUGGUGCUGGUUUCCCAUCUCGCCAAUCUUCAAGGCAUGAACGACUGAACGAGGCUCUCCUCUGGUGUGAGUGGUAUUCUUAGCACAUGUUCCUGCAGUUUUAAUUAUCCAUCCGAGCAGGCCAAGAGCACGAUAGAGUGUUCAUCGCAACCCAUCGCACCGCCAACGUGGAAAUAAACAUGUUUCCCGUCGCCCCGCCGCCAUCCACCGGUCUGCCAAGGGCUGCCGUUUCAACGGCAAAAUUCACGAACCGCUGCACCUCGCAUUUAUCCGGCCGCUCAACCGUGGUCAUUGGGGCGCUAGCAUCGGAAGCCAGUGACAAUCCGACCAUACCGGUUCGCUUCUCAUGGAAAUCAUGACCGUGGUGAACUGUGCCUUCACCAGUCUCGGCCGGCUGAAUGAUGAACACGAGCCCGAAAUGACUUGAUCCCCGGAGCCCAGACCCCAGGAGCCCGGUUCGGAGGGCAGCCCCGAAGUGCCGUAUGGGCUGCGUUAGGUAACAUCUUGAUGCUUCCCUCAUGCUCUGUGGAACGCGUUCCCGGUAGAGGGGAGGCGAGGUCGUAUCGGUCGAACCCGCCAGGGACCAUAGCACUCGGAUCGAUGACCAGAGUUCCAUUGAUGGUCUGGUGGAGGGCAGCAUAGUGGACCACCAUCAUGGCCCAUCACCAUGGCAUGACGACUUGACAUCCGUCCAUAAAAAGGCAUCGUGACCCAGGCCAUCUCGACUGUCUUUUUUCUCCUCCAUCCUUUCUCUCCCCAAGGACCGCCACCCCAGACAAGAUGCAUCUCCCGACAGCUGCCUCGCUCCUCCUCUCAGCACUGCCUCUCGCAGUUGCCACCCCUACUCCCGGCCACGGCCACAAGGAGAAGGGUCUCAACACCUACGCCAAAGAGGCCGGUCUGAAGUACUUUGGUGCUGCCACCGACUCGCCCGGUUUCCGUGAGCGGGCUGGCUAUGAGGCUCAGUAUCCCAAGUAUGACCAGAUCAUGUGGAAGUCGGACGAGUUCGGCCAGACCACACCUACCAACGGACAAAAGUGGCUCUUCACCGAACCACAGCAGGGCGUCUUCAACUAUACCGAGGGCAACAUUGUUACCUCCCUCGCGAAGAAGCACGGCAAAUAUCUCCGCUGCCACGCCCUCGUCUGGCACUCUCAGCUCGCCCCUUGGGUUGAGGCCAAGACCGACUGGACCAAGGACGAGCUCCGCGCUGUUAUCGUCAACCACGUCACGCGCGUUGCGAAGGCCUGGAAGGGUCAGUGCUACGCUUGGGAUGUUGUGAACGAGGCGCUCGAGGAGGAUGGGAGCUACCGCAAGUCCGUCUUCUACAACGUCCUGGGCGAGGAGUACAUCAAGCUCGCUUUCGCGACCGCUGCCAAGGUCGACCCCAAGGCCAAGCUGUACUACAACGAUUACAACUUGGAGUGGCCCCAUGCCAAGACUGAGGGCACCCAGCGCAUUGUCAAGAUGCUCCAGAAGGCCAAGAUCAGAAUCGACGGUGUUGGCCUCCAGGCUCACUUGAUUGCCGAGCAGGCCCCUACUCUCGACCAGCACAUUGACGCCAUCAAGGGCUUCACCAAGCUCGGCGUUGAGGUUGCCCUUACCGAGUUGGACAUUCGCCUGCAGGUGCCCGCCAACGCCACCAACCUUGCUCAGCAGAAGGAGGCUUACAAGAACGCUGUUGGCGCUUGCGUCCAGGUCAAGGGCUGCAUCGGUGUCACCAUCUGGGAUUUCUAUGACCCCUUCAGCUGGGUUCCCUAUGUUUUCCCCGGCGAGGGUGCUCCCCUCCUCUGGUUUGAGGACUGGAGCAAGCACCCCGCCUACUACGGCGUGCAGGAGGCUCUCAAGAACGGCACCAAGAAGGGCAAGCCUGGCAAGUGGUGGUAAACUGCCAAGUUUACUCCAGUUCCAAGUAGAUAACAAGGUGUAAUACCACUGUAUAAUUGAAAGAAACAUGAUCUUCCAACAUUGA
Molecule: messenger RNA, 4004 nt
Organism: Podospora pseudocomata
Lineage: Eukaryota; Fungi; Ascomycota; Sordariomycetes; Sordariales; Podosporaceae
Exons: 5
Coding region: 2813-3919 (368 amino acids)
Biological process (GO): carbohydrate metabolic process
Molecular function (GO): hydrolase activity, hydrolyzing O-glycosyl compounds
Source: RefSeq, a predicted model, not a curated record